CUGUUUGUAUAAAAGGUCCCUGACGCCAUUGGGAUAACAAGUUAACAGUAUUAGCGGACGUACAUUUGUGAUGCCGAUAGUCGAGGCUGAGACGCCAGUUGAGACCGACGGACAUUUCUAGUGCCUGUGUAAUAUUUGUUUGUUGUCAUAAACAAAGGUGUCACAACGGCGGUGUGAAUCGUGAUAAUUUUAGUGAAAUAAAAUGAGAAAGGUCUAGUUAAAAUGGAAGUCGCUUACAGCAGUGCCCUAGGUCAACCUCACCUGUCACAUCUGCCACAAAGGCCACCCAUACAUCUCGGAUUCCAGGACCUAUCCUACAGUGUGCCCGAUGGAAAAUCAUCAAAAUUGAUAUUAAGAGGACUCAAUGGGGAAUUUCGUUCGGGACAGUUGACAGCUAUACUCGGACCCUCGGGUGCUGGGAAGAGCACUCUCCUUAACAUACUAGCUGGAUACAGAGUAAGCGGGUCGACGGGCUUAAUUUCGACGAAUGGCGAGCCCAGGAAUCUUCGCUUGUUCAGGAAGCUGUCCCGGUACAUCAUGCAGGAGGAUUUGUUGCAGCCGCUCAUCACCGUCCAGGAGGCCAUGUCGAUGGCUGCGGAUCUGAAACUUGGCAGCGAAAUCAACAAGGCAGAGAAGAAAAUUAUAGUAGAAGAAAUUAUAAAAUUAUUAAGGCUGAAUAAGGCUCGGAACACAUCUAGCGAGCGUUUGUCUGGCGGAGAGCGGAAAAGACUCUCAAUCGCUUUGGAGCUUGUCAACAACCCGCCUGUUGUGUUCCUAGAUGAACCAACGACAGGUCUAGAUGACGUGGCAUCCUCGACCUGCGUGUCGCUCCUGAAGCGCGUGUCUCGAGGCGGUAGGACGGUGGUGUGUUCACUGCACACGCCGUCUGCACGUCUUUUCGCGAUGUUCGACCACGUCUACGUGGUGGCGGGUGGGAGGUGCGCGUACCAAGGCUCCUCUGCUGGGGUGGUGCCCUUCCUGAACGAGCUGGCUCUCCCGUGCCCGAGGACAUAUAACCCCGCUGAUUUCAUCAUAGAGGUGUCCAGCGGUGAAUACGGUUCGCACGUGGACAAGAUGGUCACUGCCGUGGACAAUGGAAGAUUGCAGAAGUGGAGACAAUACGCACUGGAGGAAGAGCGCCAAGAGAUGGAGAUAGAACAAUUGAACACGGACGUAGUGGAAAACCAUGUAUACAAGUACGAGAGCUCCUCGUGCCAACAGUUCUAUGUGCUGUUGAAGAGAAUGUUACUACAGACGGCCAGGAAUAGGGACUACCUCUGGUUGCGAGUCGGUCUCCAUUUAUUCCUGGGCGGUAUAGUCGCUGCGCUCUUCAGUGAAAUGGGCAACGACGGGUCCAAGGCUCUAUUCAAUUUCGGCUUUUGCUUCGCCUGCAUUAUCGCUAUGCUCUACACCACAAUGAUGCCCAUAUUAUUGGCGUACCCUACAGAGGUUCUGUUGGUCAAACGGGAGUACUUCAACCGGUGGUACGGGUUGAAGCCUUACUACGCGGCGUUGGUCGUGUCCAGGACACCCGUGACUAUAUUCUUCUCUCUCAUGUACCUGGGUAUCGUGUACCCGCUGACGUCACAGCCCUUGGAGCUGAACAGGAUACUGAUGUUCAUGACCAUAUGUAUUUUGACAGCACUGAUAUCGGAAUCGAUGGGCACUUUGAUAUCGUCUACUCUGAGCGUUGUUAAUUCUAUGUUCGUGGGGCCGGUGAUAUCUGUGCCAUUGAUGUUACUGUCGGUGUACGGCAUCGGAGACGGGGAUGUACAGCCUCCGAUGUUGUGGAGGUUGGCCCGCGCCUGCUCCUUCAUGAGGUACGGCCUCGAGGGUCUGGUCGCCGCGGUGUACGGCCCCCCUAGAGCCGACCUCACUUGUCCGGAGCACCUCGUCUACUGCGAGUACAAGAACGUCAGGUAUUUCGUGAAGCUGAUGGGUAUGUCGGGUGUCUCGUUUUGGUACGACUUCUCCGUGUUACUCCUGAUACUCUUCUGUAUGAACAUCGGCGCAUAUUAUUUACUAAGACAAAGGCUCUCGCCGAACUACGCUUUCAAAACGAUCAAACUCAUCGGAAGGUUUGUUAAAACUAAAUUAAAAGUUUAGAUUGCAAGAUGUUUAGUAGCGAUAUAGUUUAAAUACAUAUCCGCCAUGAAAUCUGUUUUAAGAUAUGUAUGACUUUUUAUUGUAUAAAGAACUUUUAUUAUGACAGAACAUAUAUAAAAUUGUGAUCCAAACAAAGAUAUUGAUUCCUAAAAAUAUGUUAAGAAUUACGACAUGAUUAUUUUUAAGUAAAUUGUUUUGUAUAACACACGUGUAAGCAGUGAACAGUUUAGAGUACCCUCGGUUUCCUCUAUUAAUUAAAGUAUUCUUUCGAUAUUUAUUAGUCACGAGAUAUCUUUAAGGACCUACCUAACCUUGCGAUACUUCAUUUAUGAUAAAUGUACUAUUUAUAUUGAUGAACACAUACGGUCUUUUCACAAAUUUUGUAUUGGUGUAACGAAAGUUUCAUACAGGGUGUUUCUUUUUUAACUACUAUAAUUUUGUGAUAACUAUAAUAUGAUUUUAUUGCUUCUAAGCGAUAUACUUGUAUAGUGUCUCUGGCUAUUGAAUUUUAAGGUAUGUUUGAAGUGCGAUUAUUUUAAAAUUGUUCAAAUAAUUUUUGGAAUUUCUUUUGUUAGUAUUUUUCUUUUUUUUUUUUUUGUAAAACUAUUUAAAGUAAGUUUAUUUUAUGUCGGUGUUGAAUCAAAUGUGGAAUGUUCUAGAAAUUUAUCGUAAAGGGUGUUAAGAUAAGACUGGUUUGUAAUAUCGAGUUGGUUAUAAUAAAUAAUAAUUGAAAUAUGUAA
This is a messenger RNA of Danaus plexippus (monarch butterfly), 2846 nucleotides long. RefSeq names its product ATP-binding cassette sub-family G member 1-like. The record is from RefSeq and is a predicted model, not a curated record. Gene Ontology annotation, molecular function: ABC-type transporter activity; ATP hydrolysis activity; ATP binding. Bases 223 to 2106 code for a protein of 627 amino acids. Lineage: Eukaryota; Metazoa; Arthropoda; Insecta; Lepidoptera; Nymphalidae. The transcript has 11 exons. Gene Ontology annotation, cellular component: plasma membrane.